Molecule: messenger RNA, 1527 nt
Organism: Colletotrichum truncatum
Lineage: Eukaryota; Fungi; Ascomycota; Sordariomycetes; Glomerellales; Glomerellaceae
Source: RefSeq, a predicted model, not a curated record
AUGGCACCGUGGACAAUACUCACAUCUAUUGCCAGAUGGCUUCCUUCGCCUGCGUUUCUUCCCAACCCUCCUCUAGGUUCGGAUUCAUACUCCACAAGCACUCCUGUUAAUAAGGACAAUGAUCCAAAGAACACAUCAAGCAGCCGGCGUCGAACUCCAUUUUCCUCUAGCAAAGCUUACUCUGUAGCUGAAGUGCUUUCAGUUGCUAAGAUACACCCCUUUUAUUCUGAAGCUCAGUAUCCACCUGAUAAAGAUGACAUUCAAGCUGCAAGGGAGAGAUUGAAACUUUCUCCCACAGAAGUGGAACUCAAAGAGCAGCCGCUUCUUAGGAAAAAGGACCUGUAUGCCGUUAUUGAGAGGCUGGUGAAUGAUACCAGCCCUGAGAAUACGUAUCGUCAUAGUGUCUACACCAGCGUCACUGGUGGUGGGAGUACCAAUUCCAAACCAUUGUUUUUCGCCACAGAUGCGUUCGAGAACCGUCGGCACAGGGCCUAUUUCGGCCAAAUGCUCCAGAACCUAGGUUUGGUCAAAGUUGGCGACUGGGCUCUGACCACCCAUUGUGCUGGUGAUCUUUACCGAUCGCUAGACCUGACUUGCGAAAUCAUGGAAAACGCCGGCGCUUCAGUCUUGGCUGCUGGAAAUCAUGUCGCCCCAUCCAGAACGGUCCAGCUCCUACAAGAUUUUAACGUUAAUGUUUUGAUGGGUGAUGGAAGUCAAGUUCUCUCAGUCGUUCACCACAUUUCGACUAUGACUACAGGAAGGGAGAAGAUUAAGCUUGACAAGAUCAUUUACACUUCCGAAGGACUCAGCGCGGGCCAAAAGUCUCAUAUUCAUCGUGUUCUUGGUCCUGUGGAGAUCUGCUCCAUAUUAGGCAGCGCAGAGGCUGGCCCAUAUGGAGUGAGCAGUCCCAAUCUUACCCCCAGCGACUCUACUUCAGACUACUCCGACUUCAUCAUCGACACUCGCAUGACGUUGGUUGAGAUUCUUCCGCUUUCGUUUCCUGACGGAGACAUCCCCAAUCCUCUUCCUGAAGGAGAAACAGGUGUCAUCGCACAGACUUCUCUGACACGUUUACGCAAUCCCGUUGUUCGCUAUCUUACUGGCGAUAUUGGUUCUCUGCAACCGCUUCCUGAACAAGCCCUAUCCCUGAUCCCAGAAGCACAUCAACCCUACAUGCGUGUUCUUCGGCUGCAAGGGCGCGAUCAGCGGUUCAGUUUCAUGUGGGAUGGGUAUGACAUUGAAUUUAAGAAGUUGAGCACUGUCAUGGCCGACCCUGUUCUAGAAAUUCUGCAAUGGCAGGUCAUACUAGACAAAAUGGAGCCGUCAACAGAGACAUCAAUUGAACUCCGUGUACUCAGCUCCCGUUCAGAAGGGAAAGAGAUUGUCGUCAACCGGCUCGAAGAAUUCUUUUGGAUCUACUCUUCAAACAAGCACAAGUUUCGUGUUACAUUUGUAAAUGAUGUCACUGAGUUUGAGUUGAGCAAAACAGGACGGAAAGUUACCAAGUUUGUAGAUCGACGCAAUUGA